Messenger RNA from Dioscorea cayenensis subsp. rotundata (Guinea yam), 1202 nucleotides. RefSeq names its product glucan endo-1,3-beta-glucosidase-like. Lineage: Eukaryota; Viridiplantae; Streptophyta; Magnoliopsida; Dioscoreales; Dioscoreaceae. The transcript has 3 exons. The record is from RefSeq and is a predicted model, not a curated record. The coding region runs from base 131 to 1153 and encodes 340 amino acids. Gene Ontology annotation, cellular component: plasma membrane. Gene Ontology annotation, biological process: carbohydrate metabolic process. Gene Ontology annotation, molecular function: hydrolase activity, hydrolyzing O-glycosyl compounds.
GUGGAAUUUCUCAAGGAACUCAUCUUUCACAGCUUCCUUUGGAUCCAAGCACAAAGAAAACAAUUAUACUCUUUUCUGCUACAAAUCAGUGACAACAGUGUCCUCCCCAUCAUUCAAUCAGAAAUACAGCAUGGCAUCAACAUGGAAUGCACUCAUCCUUCUCAUCAUCCUAUCUAUCCUCCUUCAACAAACAAAACAUGCAGGAAGCAUUGGUGUUAAUUAUGGCUUAAAUGGAGACAACCUCCCAAAUCCUGCAACAGUGGUGCAACUCUUCAAUUCUCAUGGCAUCCAAAAGCUAAGACUCUUUGCACCAAACAAUCAAGUCCAACAAGCACUAGAAGGCACAAACAUAUAUGUAUCUCUUGGAGUAGCAAACGAUGAUCUAGCAAAUCUAGCAGGAAGCCAAGCAGCAGCAAAUGAAUGGGUGGGAACCAACAUCCUUCCAUUCAGCAAAACACUCUACCAGUAUGUCACAGUUGGCAAUGAAGCCAUCCCAGGACCAAACUCUCAGCAAGUUGCACCAGCCAUGAGAAACAUCAAAACUGCAUUAAACUCUGCAGGACUGAGUCAAAUCAUGGUUACAACAGUGAUAGCAGACACUGCACUCUCUUUUUCAUUCCCACCAUCUCAAGGUGCAUUUUCAGAUGAAGCCACUCCUUCAAUAACUGCAGUGCUGCAGUUUCUAAAUGAACAGGAAGAGCCAAACAGAGUUCUCAUGGUGAAUGUUUAUCCAUACUUUGCUCUUGCUGCUGAUCCUCAGCAUGUGACACUAGAGUAUGCACAGUUUACAGCACCUGGGACUGUGGUUCAUGAUCAUGGAUUGGAGUACCAGAACUUGUUUGAUGCUAUGGUGGAUGCUUUUUAUGCAGCAAUGGAGAAUGUUGGAGGGGGAAGUGUGGGGAUUGCUGUGUCUGAAACUGGAUGGCCAAAUGGAGGGCAGAGUGGAAUCACAAGCCCAGUUUUGGCUGAGACUUAUAAUCAGAAACUCAUUGAUCAUGUUAAGAAUAAUGGAACUCCAAAAAGGCCAAGUUAUGUGAUGGAUGUGUUCGUCUUUGCUAUGUUUAAUGAGAACCAGAAGACACCUGGAGUUGAGCAGUGCUUCGGCUUGUUUUAUCCUAAUGGCCAACCAGUUUACUCAAUCGCUUUUACUUAGUUUUUUGUUCUUUCUCUGUAGUGGAGAUUAAUUUUAUUAUGGAUGUCAU